UCGCAUGGCUUCUUCUAUCGUGCGGACAUUUUCCGCAGUCACAUCUACGCAUUCUGUCUUUUUCAGUGCUAUUUUGGCGCGUCUGAAAUUUCGCAAGAGACAAUUUUGAAAAAAGAACACUAUGAUUCUGCUCGAAUUGGCAGAUUCGCUAUAUAUGGGUUUUCCUGCCACGGUCCUGUGAACCAUAUAUGGGUGCACUUCAUCGAGAGAGUUCUACCAGGCACGUCGAUGAAAACUAUUAUAAAGAAGGUGUUGAUCGGACAAGUAACAAUCAACCCAGUGUUGACUUCAGCAUUUUACGUAGGAAUUAAUCUACUGGAAGGUAAACAUGAUUUAUUUGAAGAAGUCAGAGAAAAAUUUGGAACCACUUACGCUGCCAGUUGGGUGAUUUGGCCAGUUGCAAUGUUCAUUACAUUCAGAUUGGUACCACCACACUACAGACCAGCCGCCAUUGCUAUCACUGGAUUCGCAUGGGCAAAUUUUCUCUGCUACAUGAAAACCUUUAAUAUGCACAGGACAGAUUUGAAACCAUUGGGAAGCUCAACAAAACUGAGUUCUGUUGAUGCUGAAAGAAUACUUAUACCAAAUAAAUGCAGUGCUCUGAAACAAGAACCUACAAUUUAG
Messenger RNA from Saccoglossus kowalevskii, 624 nucleotides. RefSeq names its product mpv17-like protein. The record is from RefSeq and is a predicted model, not a curated record. Lineage: Eukaryota; Metazoa; Hemichordata; Enteropneusta; Harrimaniidae. Gene Ontology annotation, cellular component: mitochondrion; membrane; cytoplasm.